GCAAGUGAAUCUAUUUGAAUUAUUAGCGUCUAUCUCCUGUAUAGCGUGGUUAGUUGAAAUAGUUAAAGGUAAAUAUUCGACACAGUGAACGGGACACGUUAGCGCAGUGACGCUGUCAUUUAUAUUAGAUUGUCACUGGCACUGCACACCAGGAGGAAUUUGAAAUAGAUUGGAGACCACGCUAAUAUACCGGAUCAAAGUUCAAACAAUAGUCAAUUAAUGUGAUACAACGUUCACCUCCACGUGAUCGGAGUUUUUAUUGAACCGCCACAGGUUUAUUUUACUCCGCGUGUAUUUCUUUAUCGGUGGUCAGGCCUAGAGAAAAGUUUGAAGUGACCAGCUAGACCUCCCACCAAUGUACUCUUGAACUCAGAUAGCGAUUUAAAAUCGGGACAUGGGGAUUUCGUGACAUCAAUGCUGAGAAGGCUGCGAGGAGCUCAUAAAGUCACUAACUUAAUGAAGAUAACAGGUUCUUCUAUUACCUCAAACUAAAGACGGAACUUAUAUUUAAACGACUGCUUCGAAGUAUUUUAUUAGCGUGUACUCACGGAUUUAAAUGAUUACAGGAUAUGUGUAAUACAAAAAAAGGACAUGAGGCCACUUUCGCAUUCCGGUUAACAACAGAAUGAAAUGAACUUCCUUCGGAGAAAAAGUUGACACGGAUUUCAACAUAAAGUUAAUGCCAGGGAUAGAAUAUGUAAAAACCAUGUGGAGGGAGUGGAUAUUUCUUGUCUUCUGUCUUCCAGUAUGCACUGCUUUAACGAUAACCAACAGGGCGGAGGAGAGAUAUGUGGAGUUACGUGAACCUUUCACCGCCUGGUGCAAUUUCACACUGGGCCCAGAUGAAGGACGUUUUUUCUUAUCCGUCGAGUGGUUUAAACAGACCAGUGCGGAAAAGCCACCUGACGUCAUAUUCAAAUACGUCCUAGGCAUGAAUUCGGAGAAUAAAACUCUAAGCGAUCUGAUUGGUCGAGAUAUUAAUUUCGUCACAAUGCCGUCACAACUGAUACCAGUGCCAAAUGACAUUAAGCUAAGAGUGGCAAUUAUGAAGUCAGAACUCAGAGAUGAAGGGAAUUAUACGUGCCAAGUGUCUGUAGACGGAAAUAAAGUAAAGAAGAGUGAAAAACUUAUGCAAGUUACCAUGACAGUCACUCCAGAGUUGCCGAUGAUCUCUAGCAGGCGGAUGUCGGACAACCGCACGUUGCUCACUUGUAUUUCCGUGGGGGGUCGACCCCCAGCAAAGCUCAGGUGGUUUGAAAACGAUCAGGAGAUGAGUAGCGUGAAAUCUGAACACAAAGAAACGUGUUCUGCUUCUAGUCAGGGCGAGGGCAUGUGCGGAGGGUAUUUCAUCACGGACACUAUAGCGGUACAGGACAAUUCGUCAGUGACAUAUGCCUGUGAAAGCCGCCAUCCUACGGGGAACUAUCGCAGUGACAGUAUUAGAGCUGACUACAUGCACGGGGGUCGCUCAGGUUCUGGCAAUCACUACGUCAUCAUCGCCAAUAACACACCAAGCCCGCCCAAACCAGGGGCCAGUCCUCUGGCGAUUGUGGUGGCUAUUUUAAUCGUGAUCUCAUUCUUCAUCGUGGUGGGAGUUAUGGUGUACACCGUCCGUAAGCGGCUAAGAAGUCGCAGCUUUAAACUCGAUAGAUGUCGCUGUAACGACAUCGAAGCUUUCGUCAACUGUAGCGCCAGGUCGAUAUCAGACAAAUCUUCCCUUACUGUCACCUAUAUCCCGGCAGAUGGCGCUCACUCUAUCACACCAGAUCAGGACCACGGCUGCGACCCAGAGCGAGAUAAUGAGAACAAUAACUCCAUAGCUUCAGCAUUAUACGACGACAGAGAGGACGAACUUCUUUGAAACACUAAAUCUACUCAGCAUUCGGAUGUAACGUCCAGCACAAUGGGUUGCGCCGCAAGCUCAACUAACGCAAUUGUGAUAUCAGCCUCGCGGAUGCGUUUAGCUCCUUUUAUUUGCCUAGCCUAGGGAAGAAGACGUAUUUUAUCGCUGUAAGACUGUUUUUUUAAUAUAAAUAAAAAUACAGUAGAUGCAAAAGUAUAAAGCAAUACAAUAUACGCUACGGAACAAGAAAAUUCAAAACGCAUCGGCUUUAAAACUGGUAUGAGCAAGGGACAUAAGAGCUUAUUAUACACAUUUGAUAUGCAUCGCAUUAAAGAAGAGGCAUAGACUGGCAGAAUAAAUGGAUGGAUGGCAAAAGUCAGUAUUGCCGCCUCAUUGCCAGCAAUAUCAAGGGAAUCGUUCUAGUAAACUUUAAAAAGGUGGUUACUCUUUGGAAAAUUGAACUGGACAGCUAGUCAGUUUUUAUUUAGUAACGUUUAUGUAAAUAUUGGGAGAACAGUCCUGACA
Molecule: messenger RNA, 2368 nt
Organism: Lingula anatina
Lineage: Eukaryota; Metazoa; Brachiopoda; Lingulata; Lingulida; Lingulidae
Biological process (GO): heterophilic cell-cell adhesion; homophilic cell-cell adhesion
Cellular component (GO): adherens junction
Source: RefSeq, a predicted model, not a curated record